CAUACACAAUCUGUUACCGUCAGCAUGAUUAAUCAAGCCUGGCUAUAACAUUGAUCCUUCAGAUGCAUCAAGAAAAUAAGCAUUGACGUAGACAGCAUUUCCUUAACUAAAUCAUGGAUAAUGGAUCAUUUGGUGUCACCGUGGCGACAUCGCUAUACGUGUACGUUCCGUAUGUCGCAUCCUUUCAAACCUCUGGACCUUUUUAAUUCCAUUUUGUGAUUAUUGAAUGACGUAAUGGAUCUGCUAUACGACAUGGAGACUCUCAAUUGGACAUUUCCGUAUAAUAUAUCUGAUCUGUUGGACAAGUAUGACUUUAACGAGGAGGAUGCAGAUGAGUAUGAGAGAUUAUAUGCAGCAGGGGUGUAUAUAAACAAUUAUUAUCUGUGGAUCAUCUUUGCAUUUGGGUUCCCGGGGAACAUUGCCAGCACUGUCACCCUCAGCAAGAUGAAGCCAAUGACUACCUCGAAAUUCUAUGUUGCUCUCCUAGCUAUCAUAGACAAUCUGGCAAUUCUUCAGAAGCUUCUUUACCAUCAGCUGACGUAUCACGAAGUUGCUAUAGGAAGCACCGGUUGUAGAAUAAUGAAUUUUCUUUAUCUUUGCCUUGUGACUUACUCCAAUUGGAUACUCGUGUUUAUGGCAAUUGAACGGUUUAUGGCAGUUACAAUCCCAUUAAGAGUGACCGUUAUCUGGAACUUGAAUCGUGCUCGUCUAAGUAUGAUUAUUCUCGGUGUGGUUAUAACAGGGAUAUACUCCCACACUUUCUGGACCACCCUGUCUCAUGAUGGCAUGCAAUGCGGGAUUGCGGAGAAGUACAAUUUCUUUUAUAAAAGGAUAUGGUAUUGGAUUAACGCCUCGUUCUAUUCGUUCGUUCCAUCAGUCAUUCUAAUUGUCUGUAACCUAUUGAUCACAUUGAGGGUUAGAAAGUCCGGACAGAGGAGAAGCCGCCUUUACUCUGAGACUGAACGUGAAAGGAGUAUUCAUCUAAAUCGAUACGAAAGGCAAAUUACCGUCAUGCUUCUAACUGUAGCUGUGGUGUUUCUCAUUCUCACUUUACCAAGGACCAUCUUCAUCUUGGUGCAUUCCUCGUGGAUACCUGGGCGAUUGUCUCUUAAUUACGCCAGGAAACAGCUGCUUGACCAGUUGACGUUUUUCUUGUGUGAUGCCACCCACGCUGUCAAUUUUUACCUGUACUUCAUCACGGGUCAAAAGUUUCGACAAAGCUUUAUUGGUAUCGUGUUUGAUCAAUCUCGUAACUCUAGUGUGGCAUUUAAUCAUUCUCGUGUACAAAUGACCCUCAAUGGUACUGGGGACACGUCACUUAAUCCUGGGAGUUUAACGUGUAAAGCAUGUGUGAACAUGAAAGGCAAUGAAUGUAUCAUGCUGCAACCCCGCAACACCUAUAAAUAAGCAAGUCCAAAUGCAUUGCCCUACCUUGCUUCUGACAAUCAGAAUCACAUUGUCUGU
Haliotis rufescens (red abalone) is the source of this 1464-nucleotide messenger RNA. Its product is annotated as FMRFamide receptor-like. NCBI's taxonomy places the organism in Eukaryota, Metazoa, Mollusca, Gastropoda, Lepetellida, Haliotidae. Gene Ontology annotation, molecular function: G protein-coupled receptor activity. Bases 235 to 1407 code for a protein of 390 amino acids. Gene Ontology annotation, biological process: G protein-coupled receptor signaling pathway. The transcript has a single exon. Gene Ontology annotation, cellular component: plasma membrane. The record is from RefSeq and is a predicted model, not a curated record.